Molecule: messenger RNA, 2424 nt
Organism: Tetrapisispora phaffii CBS 4417
Lineage: Eukaryota; Fungi; Ascomycota; Saccharomycetes; Saccharomycetales; Saccharomycetaceae
Gene: CTF18
Product: Ctf18p
Exons: 1
Coding region: 1-2424 (807 amino acids)
Cellular component (GO): nucleus
Molecular function (GO): ATP binding; ATP hydrolysis activity; DNA binding
Source: RefSeq, a predicted model, not a curated record
AUGGAUAAUAAUGGUUUGGAAUUUACUUUAAACCUGGAAAAUAGUAUUCUGUUUCAACAACCUGAUAACACAUCGAAAAAAGAAAUUGGAUCAAAAAAUGAUAAUGAUGCCAAAAUGAGUACAACACAAGCAAAUGAUGUGGACAAACUAUUCUUUAAUAGCAUUAGUGGUGUAAAAAUAGAAUUGAAGCGAAAAGAGAAUAUAAAAGACUCUAUUAAACAAGGUUUAUUUGAGAAUGAAAAUUCAAAAAUUUGGAAGAAUGAUGAUACAUAUGGUAUUAACAUUAACGAACUACAUGAUAGAAUAGAGUCUAACAGACAUUCAGAAGAGAAAUUCAAUUUAGUUAAAGAAGAUAAAGACGUUCAGCAUGGAAAAUUACAAGCGAAGAAAGGUACAUCCACUUUAUGGGUUGAAAAAUGGAAACCUCGAAAAUUUAUUGAGUUAGUGGGAAAUGAAGCGACAAAUAGAAGAGUUUUAUUUUGGCUACGACAAUGGACUCCUGUGGUUUUUAAAGAAACAUUACCAAUAAAUCAUAAAAUUCUAAAUAGUAAAAAGGGAAAAGACUAUAAUGAUACUGUACAAUUUGAGGAUCCAUUCCACAGACCUUUCAAAAAAAUUCUUUUAAUCCACGGUACACCUGGUAUUGGUAAAACAUCUGUAGCACAUAUUAUCGCAAAACAACAAGGUUAUACAGUAAACGAAAUAAAUGCAAGUGAUGAAAGAUCUGGAACGUUCGUCAAAGAAAAAAUCCAUAACGAUCUAUUCUCUAAUACUUUUGAAAACAAGCCUAUUUGUUUGAUUGCAGAUGAAAUUGAUGGUUCUAUUGAAAAUGGGUUUAUUAAAGUGUUAUUAGAUAUCUUAAGGAACGAUAAAAUAGCUACAAACUAUUAUCUUUCGAAUUUGGAGAAAAUUAACAGAAGAAGCAAAACCGACAAGGAAGCGAGUCAGAUUAGAAAAAAAUUGAAGCAUUUAUUAAUGAGACCUAUUAUUUGUAUUUGUAAUAAUUUGUAUUCGUCCAGCUUAGAGAAACUUAGACCGUUUUGUGAAAUAAUUCCAUUUAAGAAACCUAGUGAAAAGGCUAUAAUAGAGAGGCUGUCAUACAUUUUGGAAAAGGAAUCUACUAAUAAGCAUGAAGGACAAAUUGAUGUCGAACUAUUAAAAACUAUAAUUGAUUCAUCUCAAAAUGAUUUAAGAAAUUGUAUAAACAAUUUACAAUUCUUUUGUCUCGAUAGAAACACAAAUAGAGGUACUGGCAAUAUAUCGAAAGAUUUUAAAUCAUCUUGGUUCAAAGUUGUAAAUGAAAUUUUUCAGAAAGAUUCUCAGAUAUCUAACAAGUUACAAAUGAAAAAUUUAAUGAAGACAUUGGAGGUCCAAGGAGGUAUGGACAAAAUUAUUAGUGGCUGUUUUUCAAUGUAUCUACAAGUUAAAUACACUGAUAAUGGGUUGCUGAAGCCAUCAAAAAUAUCAGAUUGGUUAUAUUUUAAUGACGCAAUUGACCAUUCUUUAUAUAAUUCUGGAAUCAGCAAUGGUGGGGAGUUACAGCGAUAUAACUCUGCUGUGGCUUUAAAAUUUUUUGAUUUUUUCAGUGAUAUUGGGAAUAAAAAUGAUAUAAGAAUCAAGAGCCAUGAUUUUGAAGUAAAGCAACUAAUUAAAGGCAACAAUGAAAUAGUUAAAUUAUUAUUAUCUAGAAUUGCUACAAACAACCCAUCGCUAUCAACUUUUGUAAAUAAAAAGUCACUGAUUUUUGACAUACUGCCGAUUCUAGAUUCACUUGUGUCGUAUGAUCUAUCAAGUAUGCAUAACUCUAUCACCAAAAAUAAAAUAUAUGAUAAUCUUAUUGAGACAAUUAAUAGUUAUCAAUUAUUAUUAAACAAAUCGUCAAUUGCAAAUAUUUUGUCGACACACAAUUUUUCAAAUGUCAAUGAAAAUAGUAAAGAUAAUUAUUUAGGUUCACUUGACAUGAAUAGGCAAAUAUUAGCUUUAGAUCCACCCAUUAAUAAAAUAGUUUUAUUUGAUCCAAAGUCAGCUCUAAAUGUUACUAAUAAGAGACCAUAUACGCUAAACCUACUUCUAGCAAAGAUUGAGGAGACAAAAGCGAAAAAGAGACAUCGUGAUAUGGUAAUGAGUCAAUCUUCGCAUUUGAAUGAAGCCAAAUACAAAAAGCAGAAACAAGAUGUUGCAGUUGUUUCUUCAGCGGAGAGCACAACUUCAAGUACUAGCACAGUUGACUUUUUUAAAUCACAAUACAAUUUAAUGACGAAGAAAAAUGAAAAGGAGCUUGGUAGGAAUUCUACGUCGAAUGAAUUAACCAACGCAAAUGUUAAUAGUAGUGGGGAGCAACACAUUCGUAUAUGGGUAAAAUAUAAAGAAGGUUUUUCAAAUGCAGUGAGGAAGAAUGUUAAUUGGAAUAAUUUUUGGGAAUAA